UGUGAUUUAUAACCCGUGAUGCAAGAUUUGCAAUUUGUUGAUGUCAAGGUUUGGCUGUUCUUAUGGCUUCCAAUUAGAGAAUCUUGAGAUCUGCUUCUUAGAUUUGUAACUUCGAUGAAAUUCUGUAUCUGUGAAAAUUCGGAGAAUUGGGUAUGGUUGGUGAUCGAUUUUGUGCUUAGUAAUUUGCAAAAAAAAAAUAAAAAAAUAAAAAAAAUAAUAAUUUCUCUGGAUUUUGGCCACCGUCUGAAUUUUCUCUGAUUUUGGCCACCGUGUGAAUUUUCUCUGGAUUUUGGCCACGGUGUGUAUAUUUGUUACUGUACGAUAAUACAUUCAGUGACGAGGUAACUCUCAUUUGCUCUAUUUGUAUGUGCAAAAUUUGAUAAGUACACUGGAAACAAGAUUGCUUCGAGCGACAUUGGUGCACCUGAUGUUCAAAUGUCUUACAGCCAGAGAAAAUUGGUGAAAAUGAUUGAUUAACCAGACACCAAAAUACGGAACAUGUGAAAAACACAUCCAACGAAUCACAAGUCUUUCUCUGUCGCCUCCUCACAAAUUGGCAGCUAUUCGAAAUCAAUCAUUGUUCAUCUCCGUUGCGCCCCCUUGUCGUUGAUUCUUGAAUUUUUGGUUGAUUUCUUCCCAAAAAUGAUCCGGUUCAUACUGCUUCAAAACCGGCAAGGGAAGACUCGUCUCGCCAAGUAUUACAUUCCUCUCGAGGAAUCCGAGAAGCACAAGGUCGAAUACGAGGUUCAUCGGUUGGUUGUGAACAGAGAUCCCAAGUUCACCAAUUUUGUUGAGUUCCGUACACACAAGGUUAUCUACAGGAGAUAUGCUGGAUUGUUUUUCUCGUUGUGUGUUGAUAUAACGGAUAAUGAGUUGGCAUAUUUGGAGUGUAUCCACUUAUUUGUGGAGAUAUUGGAUCACUUUUUCAGCAAUGUUUGCGAGCUAGAUUUGGUAUUUAAUUUUCACAAGGUGUAUCUGAUACUGGAUGAGUUCAUUCUUGCCGGGGAGCUCCAAGAAACAAGCAAGAGGGCAAUUAUAGAGAGAAUGGGGGAGUUGGAAAAGCAGGAGUAAAGAAUUAUGUUGCAGCAGCUCGUGUUCGAGCACUUUUUUCCAUCUUCAAUCCUUCGUGGGUUUUUUUCUCGUUUCUUUUUUGGUGAAAUUUGUUUACACCAUAUCACAGUUGGUAUUGUUGUGAUAAUAUUAGAAAAUUCAACCUAAAGGAUUUUGCUUCCUGCCCUUUUCUAUAUCUUCAGCAUGCGGCCUUUUGUAUUUUCUUCUAUGACAUCUCUGGUAUUUGUUGUUUAAAUCAAUUUGUUAACCUAUAUUAUACAAUGGACAAGAUUGCUUGUGCA
Camellia sinensis is the source of this 1352-nucleotide messenger RNA. RefSeq names its product AP-2 complex subunit sigma. Gene Ontology annotation, molecular function: clathrin-cargo adaptor activity. The record is from RefSeq and is a predicted model, not a curated record. Gene Ontology annotation, biological process: protein transport; clathrin-dependent endocytosis. NCBI's taxonomy places the organism in Eukaryota, Viridiplantae, Streptophyta, Magnoliopsida, Ericales, Theaceae. Gene Ontology annotation, cellular component: AP-2 adaptor complex.